This is a messenger RNA of Radiomyces spectabilis, 2293 nucleotides long. Its product is annotated as enhancer of polycomb-like-domain-containing protein. The record is from RefSeq and is a predicted model, not a curated record. Bases 143 to 1921 code for a protein of 592 amino acids. Lineage: Eukaryota; Fungi; Mucoromycota; Mucoromycetes; Mucorales; Radiomycetaceae. Gene Ontology annotation, cellular component: piccolo histone acetyltransferase complex. Gene Ontology annotation, biological process: regulation of transcription by RNA polymerase II. The transcript has 6 exons.
GUUCAACCCUCCAUUUGAACAGAAAUCAUAAGCUUGCAGCACCCUAAGCAGUAAGUUCUCCGUUAUGCGAUCCCAUCAUCUUUAACAUGGAUUGACAUGAUCGGUCAUUUUUUUUCUUUCCAUCCUCCAUCCUCCCCAUCAGAUGGUCUCCAGAUUUCGAGUCAAAAAAUUAUCUCCCAAGCACCCACUGCCGGUCUACAAGGAGUCCCAGCUGCCUGACUUAUCAGAGGAUGCUAAUAUACAACGCUCAGUGCCUCAGAUAGAGACUGGUGUUGAGAAGGAAGAAGAAGAAGAGCAUGAUUUGCAAGCAGCUAUUUCCGCAGCUCAAGCAGCUGUCACCACGGGAGCCAAAGUCGAGAGUUACAUUCCCACUCCGGAUGCUUCACGGUUCAUUCCAGACGACGACGUUCACAUAUUAUACAAAAAGAAAUUCAAGGAACCCUCAACAUUGAUUCGGUUCUCAUCCACCGUCGAGGAUUGUGUCGGUUGCCCCUAUGUGAUGGAUGAAAUAGAUGAUGCUUUUUUGAAAACCCUCAAUAAGGAUAAAUCUGAUAAACUGUCAGAAGACGACCUGGAAGCCAUCAUGUGGGAAUUUGAAUCAACCACCCGACAACACUUACCUCACUUGAACCUUGAUCCCACCCAGAUACCCCAUUAUGCCGAGUUUCGUACCAUGUUGCCGGAGCGAUUGCCAGUAUUACAACGUCACCAGUCGAUUCUGGAGACUGUGUUUGACCAUUGGCGACAACGACGGGUGAAACGCGAAGGCAGACCCAUUAUACCCACACUACAAUCCGAAGAUAUUCUAAAGAAUGAAAUUGAUCCUUACGUCUGUUUCCGACGAAGAGAAACCAAACCGGUGCGCAAAACUCGACGAACUGAUCAGCAAUCACUUGAACGGUUGCGCAAACUGCGUACGGAAAUGGAAAUGGCACGAAACCUCCUGGAGAUGGUCCUCCGUAGAGAAAAAAUCAGGAAAGAAGGACUUGUGCUUGAACAUACCGUUUUUGAUAAAAAGUGCAAGUUCCGAGAAUAUCAACGUCAGCUCGGCAUCAAAGAAGAGGAAGAUCUUCUUCCUGUCGUCAAGAAGAAACGCAAGACACCGAUGGAAGGUGGAUUGUCAGGUGCAACCAUUAAGAUCCCUCUUAAUAAGCUUCGUCGUGAUGGAUUCCAAACACAAGAUAAAUCACCUAUCCAACUGGCAAUUGAUGCUGAACUCGCACGACGUAAAGAACAGGAUCUUCACUUUGAAGACAUCACUGAAUGCCCUUAUCAACCUUUUCCAUUAUCCGUACCGGAUCAAUUCUUCCAUCCGCUGCAGAAAGGUCCAAAGCAGCCGCGGUUCCGAAAGCGUAUCGGUCGUGGUGGCCGUGUUAUGCUGGACCGUGCCAAUGUCCGAUUAGUGACCGGGUCUUCUGCAGAUGCAUUCGAAAGCCAUCCAUAUCGAUUUGAUUCUGAUGCCAGUGUUAAUGAAGACAGCGAGGACGAAAUCUGGCCAGUAGAAGAAAUGAAAGACAGUUAUCUGAGGCAUCGUGUCCAACUGUUGGGUGAAGUUGAGCUUCGUAAUCUGGUGACCAUCCCGUUCUUGACGCCCUUGAAUAUGAUGAACUGGCAUGCGGCAAGUGUACGAGCCAGUCAAGCUCGGUCGUCGACUCCCAGUGGGAUAGUGCGCGCCGCUGCACCCAACCUUUCCUCCUUGCCACUGAAACGCCAAAACAGUCGUACAAAGAUGACUCCACAGCAAGCCGCGGUGGCGAUGGCCAAUGGUAUGAUUGCUGCCAAUAUGGCUGCGGCCGUGAAUGGUUCCGGUCAAAAUAAGGCGGCGAUGCAGAUGGCCGUUGCAGCCGCUCAACAGACCAAUGCCAAUGGUUCACCUUCCGCCAAUGUAAAUGCCACUUCUCCUUUCCAACGUCAUAUGUAAAAAAAAAUUGUCUUCUUACAAACUCAUCCCUUCCCCACCCCAUCGUGUCUCUACAUUCUUAUUCAUUUUAUGUACAUUUAUUCCUCUUCUCCCCUCUUAUUGUGGUCGGGUUUUUCUCGGCAAAUCGUAUAUCCAUACCCUUCGCAUGAAUUGUAUAUCUUUCAUCAAACAAAAGAAGACUCCCUUUAUAUAUAUACAAAACAUUUUAUAGUUUGACUUGUAGCGCUCGCGUCUUUGUACCCUGCUAACAAUGUGGCAUUAUGAACGCUUCAUAUCUUUACUUCUUUAACAUUUUGAAUCCAUAGUGUCAAUACCAUUGACCAAUGAAGCAGCAAAAACUUUCAAAUAGCGUACCUGUCACAGCGGUUUCGG